CUUCUCAUGUUAAGAAAUGUGAAACCAGGAAUUUCCAAGUGGGGGUCUCAAACUGGUUCUCACUCCAGUCUACUUUAAUGAUGCUGACUCUAGUUAAAGGACCAUUCCCUCAGGAGAGACCAAGUCCCAACACACCGUCAAUCGUCUAUUUUUGGCAGGGUUCUUCGAGGCUGCCAUUCUGCCUUUCUGCGACGUCCGUCCGCCCCAGAGGAGAUAUGGCGGUACUGACUGAGUCAUGGUGCUGGUCUAGCUGCACGCUGUGUGGCUCUCAGGUUCACCGUGUUGCUUAAUUAGGACUUCCCGGAAGAGUCGCCGGUGCUGCCGUGCACAGUUGUGGGACGGGGAAGGGAGGCAGGACUAGACCGUAGGCAACAGCGCACAACCGCGGACCAGCACCAAGAAACACUAACAAACACGACUGAACAUCCCGGCAGAAAAUUUACUGCAGAAGAGAGAGGUUUAUCACCAUGGAAGGUUUAAUGCAGCGCCUAGAGCGAGCUGUGACCCGCCUGGAGCAGAUGUCCGUUACAAUGCAGGCAUCCAGCGGCAUGGGUAAUGGAAACUGUGUCAACGGGAUAGAUGGAGGUUUGUCUCAGUGUGUGGAGGCCUUCGAUGUGCUGAUGAAAGGUCCAGUGUCAGACUACCUGGACAACAGCAAAUCUAUCGGAAGUGAAGUGGAGAAACAUGCAGAGAUGGUGAACAAUGCACUGCAGACUCAGAGAACUUUUCUCAAGAUGGCUGCCAUGCACCAGGAACCUGCUCAGACAGAACUCCAAGACCUGCUGAAGCCAAUUUCAGAUCACAUCCAGGAGAUCCAAAAUUUCAGAGAACGAAACCGUGGCAGCUCCCUCUUCAACCACCUCUCAGCUGUCAGCGAGAGCAUUCCUGCUCUGGGAUGGGUGGCUGUGAGUCAGAAACCUGGCCCCUACGUAAAGGAGAUGAAUGAUGCAGCCACCUUCUACACCAACAGAGUGCUGAAGGAGUACAAAGAAACUGACAGACGUCAUGUGGACUGGGUGCGAUCCUACCUGUCAAUCUGGACCGAGAUGCAAGCCUUCAUCAAACAGCACCACACAACAGGACUGAUGUGGAGCAAGACUGGCCCCAUUGCUCCUGCUUCUCUUUUCGACACCCCCCCAGCUCCCAGUGCUCCCUGUCCACCUCCUCCCCCUCCUCCCCCCGGGCCUCCUCCAGUCUUCACCAGUGAUGACUGCAAGCCACAGGCAGACAGUGCAGCAGCCCAACACUCAGCAUUAUUUGCCCAACUCAACCAGGGCACAGACAUAACUAAAGGUCUGAAGCGUGUCUCAGAAGAACAAAAGACCCAUAAGAACCCCAAUCUGCGCUCUCAAGUGUCAGCAACCAAAAUUAAGAACCCUGCACCUGUUAAGGCUCCCAAAGCAGCUGUUCAGAAAAGACCCCCUCUGCUGGAGUUGGAGGGAAAGAAAUGGAGGGUGGAAAACUUUGAUCAGAAACAUGAUUUGGUGAUCGAUGAGGCGGAGCUGAAACAGGUGGUGUACGUCUUCAGUUGUAACAACUCCACUCUGCAAAUUAAGGGAAAAAUUAACUCCAUUAUUGUCGACAACUGUAAGAAGCUGGGUCUGGUUUUUGACAAUGCUGUUGGGAUUGUAGAAAUCAUCAACUCCAAAGCUAUUCAGUUACAGGUGCUGGGAACAGUUCCCACCAUUUCCAUCAACAAAACAGAGGGCUGCCAGGUCUACCUGAGCAAGGAUGCAAUAAACUGUGACAUUGUCAGUGCUAAGAGCUCUGAGAUGAACAUCCUGAUACCAGAAGGAGAAGAUGAUUAUAGGGAGUUCCCCGUCCCAGAGCAGUUCAAGACUGUUUGGGAUGGCUCCAAACUGGUGACCGAACCCACAGAGAUUGCAGGCUGAUUGAACAUUAACAUGCACAUUUCCGUCCAGCUGAUGUCAUUACUCACAUAUACGAAAAGGAAUUAAAAAUUAAUAGCAAUGCCAGGUUAUCUCUUUGAUCCUGCAAUCGUAAACUUGUGAGAUGUUUCUCCAGCAUUUUGAAACUGUUACUGUAACCCAACUCCACACUAUAGGCACUCAGGUUUCAGUAACACAAACCUAGAACAUACACCCUAAUGUGCCAUAGCAAUACAGGCAUUUGUGUAAGAUUACACAACGACCCAAAAUAAGCAAUAUUGUUUGUUUUUUAUCGUUAUUCUAGAAAAUACUUUCCUCUAUUAAUGUGCAUUAUUUCAUUGCAUAUACACAUUUACAACCAGAUUAAAGGGAAAAUUAGGCUUCAUGGAGUACUAUGCAUAUACUGUGAUUAGCAGCCAAGCACAGACCUUUACAGUACGUUUUCUGACUUAAUGAACUGUAUGUUAGUUAUCCCUUUUAAUAUGUAAAGUGCAUGACAGUCAUGUUUCAUUGUGAGUUACAGCAUAUGCAGCAUUGCUCAACAUUUAAUCAUCGAUAGCAACAGUCAUGGUCGUUUGAGUCCUUAAAACGGUAUAUUUACUAACGUUAGUAAUAGAACUUACAUUACUGUAAAAGGGUCAGAUAUACUGCUGCAACAUUAAUCCAGCUGGUCAAAACUAAUACAAUAAAAUUACAGCAAAUUUCAUGUGUAUGCAAUAUCUCAUCAGUGGAAAUAUUCACGCUUGAGAACCCCCUAUGUCUUUGUAUAUCACUGUAUUUUGUUCCAAAAUGUAGCAUGACAUCAACGUUGGGCAGAGAAGAAUUUACAACACUGAAAUGCAUUUACAUCAGAAACUUGUGUAAUAUUAUGUUGUUUUUUUUUUUAAAUAAAGCAAAAAGUUUCCA
Molecule: messenger RNA, 2795 nt
Organism: Melanotaenia boesemani (Boeseman's rainbowfish)
Lineage: Eukaryota; Metazoa; Chordata; Actinopteri; Atheriniformes; Melanotaeniidae
Gene: cap2
Product: cyclase associated actin cytoskeleton regulatory protein 2
Exons: 13
Coding region: 468-1892 (474 amino acids)
Biological process (GO): regulation of adenylate cyclase activity; cell morphogenesis; cytoskeleton organization
Cellular component (GO): cytoplasm
Molecular function (GO): adenylate cyclase binding; actin binding
Source: RefSeq, a predicted model, not a curated record